UCGCGGGACGAAACAGGGUAACGGCAGCAUAAGAGUUUCGGAUUUCGGCGGUCCGUAGCUCAGUAUGCAAUUUUGCCUCGAUCGGUGCGGUUCCAUUUGUGAGCUCGUGUGUUCGCGCGCAUUGGAUGAAUUUCGGUCGGGCCGGUUCGGGGUGUGUGUGUGUGUGUGUGUGCUCUCGCCACGCCGGGUUUGCUUCGGAGCGCCAGUCUAGCCGUCCCGCUUGCACCACCGCUCGCCACUGCCGAGCAUAACCAGCAUAACCAUAGCAUAAGUGCGCGAUCGUGUCUGUGAUUGAUGUUCGCUCUCCCGGGAGGAGGAGUAGGACUUUCUUUUUCUUUCGACGCUUCUGCUCACGCCGUCCGUUCGUACGUCGGUCUGUGGUGCGUGUUCGACCAGCGACUCUAGCUCGUGGCAGUUAGCAUCCUUGCGUUUAUGGUGCAGGACCGGUAAGCCCUACGGUGUGUGCAUGAUCCCGGAUGCGUGAAAGUGUACCGUGUGCGGAGAGUGUGUACGUGGGUAGCGGAAUGUUUCUCGAAAGUGGCCCCUGAAGCGCACAAUGUUGAUCAGUGAUAAUGUUGAGCAAUGCAAUUGUUGAUCGUGAUCGUGGUUGUUCUUUAGUACGAGCGGAUCGGCACUAAAUAAUGCUGUCGGUGAUGAUGAGUUUCGCACGCCAGUACCGGUGUCAGUCGUUUUGCUAGCAACAAUCAAAGUUGGUGAGAAGUAGCGAAGGGCUUGCGGUUUGUUUUUCUUUUUGUUGGUGCCGGGUUAUUCGAAAGUUUUUUCCUUGGAACACGUGUGUGUGUGAUUUUAAGUGAAGUGAAGCGGAAAGCUAAUCGGGAGGCCUUAGUAACUAGAAAGCCAGUUAGUGCGCAAAGGAAAAACAAAACACCUCAAAACUCCCUCAAAACCUCAAACAGAGUGUCCAGCAAUCGGUGCAUUCGUCCAGUGCGUCAGAAGUUAGUGAGUGAAUCCAGCAACAUGAAUCUAGUGACGGUGUUUAUGGUGUGUCUGAUGGCCAUCAGUGCCUGGGCGGAGGUGGAAAGCAAAUCAAAGCCCGGCCGGGGACGAGGCUCAAUGUGGUGGGGCAUCGCAAAGGCGGGCGAACCGAACAACAUUUCACCGCUAGCGCCCGGCAUGACGUAUCUCGAUCCAGCCAUCCAUGCGACGCUGCGCCGCAAGCAGCGCCGCUUGGCACGCGAAAAUCCGGGCGUUCUGGCCGCGAUCGCCAAGGGCGCAAAUCUGGCCAUCAACGAGUGUCAGCACCAGUUCCGGACGCGGCGCUGGAACUGCUCGACGCGCAACUUCCUGCGCGGCAAGAACCUUUUCGGCAAGAUCGUUGAGCGAGGUUGUCGUGAAACGGCAUUUAUCUAUGCGAUCACCAGCGCAGCAGUAACGCACAGUGUGGCACGGGCGUGCAGCGAAGGUUCGAUCGAAUCGUGCACUUGCGAUUACUCCCACCACAACCGUGAACCACAGCCGAUGAACAAUAUGGGUGCGGUCGCCGGGGUCGGCGAUUGGGAGUGGGGCGGCUGCAGUGACAACAUCGGCUUUGGCUUUAAGUUUUCCCGCGACUUUGUCGACACCGGCGAGCGGGGCCGCACGUUGCGCGAAAAGAUGAACCUGCACAACAACGAGGCUGGCCGAGCGCACGUACAGGCGGAAAUGCGGCAGGAGUGCAAGUGCCACGGUAUGUCCGGCUCGUGCACGAUGAAAACGUGCUGGAUGCGGCUGAACAGCUUCCGGACGAUCGGCGACAUCCUGAAGGAUCGGUUCGACGGUGCAUCGCGCGUCAUGGUCAGCAACAGUUUGCGCAGUACCAGCGUGAACGAGAACACGCUCACGAAUCGGGCCGGUUCGAACAAUCUCAAGACGAACACGAACAGCGUUGGCGGUGCGAGCCCGAACAGCGUGCUGAGCAAUUCGUUUCACGCCCGUGGCCACCAGCAGAAGCGAGUUAAUCGGUACAACUUCCAGCUGAAACCGUACAACCCUGAGCACAAACCGCCGGGUUCGAAGGAUCUGGUGUAUCUGGAACCGUCGCCCGGCUUCUGCGAGCGUAAUCCGCGGCUCGGCAUCCAGGGUACGCACGGACGCCAGUGUAACGACACCUCGAUCGGGGUGGACGGUUGUGAUCUGAUGUGCUGCGGCCGGGGCUACCGGACGCAGGAGGUGACGGUGGUGGAGCGCUGCUCCUGCACCUUCCACUGGUGCUGCGAGGUAAAGUGUAAGCUGUGUCGGACGAAAAAGAUCAUCCACACGUGCCUGUAAGGACCUGCGCCCCUGUCUGGACGGAACGUUCGGUUUCGGUUGGCCCAUGCGCGCGACCCCAGUCCUUCUGCUGCGGUCGAACGCGGUGAAUCAUAAUCAUCGUCCGGCAUCGGCUAUCGUUUGGGGUCCGGCGUUGUCGAGCAGUCUCCCUGGCUACUCCGCUUCUGCUGCUUCUGGGCCUUCCUUAUCUUAAAUAUUCGACUUUUGUUUUACGUAAAUGUGUAUAAUGGACGAUGGCGACCGUGGUUGUCGCGGGCUGGGGUUGUUUUGUGGAAUGUAGCGCCUGGGGAGGGAUUAAUAAUCUCAUCUCGCGCUAGCUGGGAGUGUGGCGUUGCCGGAGAACAGGAUUUAUCGUUCGAAGACGAUCGAAGUGGGCAAGCGUUUCGCUUUCGAUAAAGGAAGAACCUUGACGGCGGGUCUGAAGAUAGACAGCCACCACAGUGACUUGCGACCCGAUACGCAGAAUGUGGAGCAAAGGUUCCGUGACAAACAAGUCCAGACAGGCAUAGGCAUUUGUAAAUAGAUUUUUUAUUUGUGUAAUUUUGUACUCUUAUCAUACAUUCUACUUGAUUCUCUCUUCUCCGCUAAAACCGUCUUUACUUACCUUCUUUUGCACAAUAUCGCCACCCGCAGUAAAGGGUUAAAGUUUUGGUGCUAGCUUUCAGCUUUAUCUGAGUGACUGUUUAGGGCUUAUUAACUACCAAAAAUGUAGCACAAAAUUUAACCUCACCAAUACGUACGAACUUUUGCGAGCCGAUGAACAAAAAACCGAUAGGAAAACAAGGCAGCAAGAAAAGUCUUACAAGCUCUUGGUUGGCUUUGCUGACUGCAAAAGUGACAGAACUUUAGAGAAUGAGAUAGGGGUUUUUUCGGGCAAAAGUCGGCACUAGGUAAACCAAAUUUUUUUUUUUCAAUCAUCCUUGUUCGGCACCAUUUUCGGCAUGACUCGGUUCAGUUUCUAGGUAGUUAACUUAUUAAAUUUGCUUACUUAAAGAAAAUGUUUUGUAAAGCCGUAGGUAAAAGAGAGUCGCGUUGGCGAGAGGAAAACAAAUUGUUUUGCAGUAUUAUAUCAGUCAGGAGCUGUCCACUAGAAAAAGGAAACAUAAAGGCCUCCUCCCUUUCCCCUCACCCCCCUUCUUCCCCUCCCCAUAUCAAGCGGUGCCAGUUAAGGUGUGUGUGUGUACAGUAGUGGUAGGGCGAAUGCAGAAGAAAAAUGGUGCGCAAACGAUAUCCCAGUUAUUUUUUAACGUUUUAAGCAUCGUUGUGGCUUCGAUGCAUAAGUGUAUGUGUGUGUUUGUGUGUGUAUGUAUGAUGGAUAAAAUUUUAACCCCCUGUUAGGUUUAACGCCAGCCAGCGAUGGUAAAGUUGUACAUAGAGCGGAACAAUAUAUAGGUGUGUAAGUGACAUGGUGGAAAGUGGAAACAAAACAGCAAACCAACACACAAUGCAACAGAAAACAAAACAAAGGUUUACAAAAUUCUAUUCCAACCACAAAAACAAAGGAAAAUGAAAAAAAUAACCCCCAAAAAACUGAAACAAAUCAAACUCAGAAGAGAAAAAAAACGACGAAAGUGUAGUAGCAAAACGAGAAUCCUGAAAGACUGAAUAGAAAUUAACGCGCCAAAAAGGUUUUUGCUGUUUAUUUUGUUGUGGAUGUGUGUGUGUGUUAGAAAGAGUGACAGUGAGCUAGAACAGAGCGUAGUUUAGUGUAUGUGUGUAUGUAAUUGAUAUGUAGUAGUUGUCCUAUCUGCGAUAUAAAAAUACAUCGAGUGGUUCGUUAGGAAAUGUGACAGUUUGAAGCGAUCCUCGUGCAGCUGGGUGAUUAUCUGGGUGAUCUGGGAGCGUGAUCAUAUAGGUCGUGGAGACAGAAGGAUGUGCUCUCAAAAGGGGUGCUCACAAUCAAUCGGAGAAACCACGUAGCGCGAGACCAAGGGAUGGCUUUACUUUUGGGCUCGUUUUGCCAACGUCUGUUGCUCUGUUUGAAGCGCUCCUAACCUCUCUUUUCAUGUGGUGGGAAGAUUGAAUUUCGUUUCCUAACAGAGUGAAGGGUAAGCUUUUCCUGAAGUACCUACCACACGAUCCUCAAUAUCCUCACGAAAUAUCGUUCGACACUCAACAUCUUCGAACGGGGAAAGUUUGGUUCUUCGCGGACUCUUGCGGACCCUCUAUUCAGAAACACUUCCAUCUUCAAUCUUCCCACUACAGCCACACAGAGAGACGGGUGCCAUUGGUGAGUGCCAUUUUGUACCAUCGGCUGUGAAGCGUAUCGGUAUCGUUGCGAACCCAUCCCCAGCGAGAAACCCACGCACUUUUCGAUUCAAACCUGAAGCAUGACGCGCUGCGGGCCACUCGGCGUAGCUAGCGAGAAUGAGUGGGGGGAGGAUGGCAAAAUGCUCCCAUUCGUAGUCGAAAACGCUCGACUCUUCCUUCGUACGUGUAUGUGUAUGCAAAUGUUCGUGUACAAGCCAACCAACCUAACCAGAGAUACAGUCCUUCAGCUCUUGCGUUGGUAAUACAUAAAAGAAGCAGGCAUUUAGCGGUAAGAUGUUUAGUGAGCAGUUGGUAAAAUUGUUUUAUAUUGUUCGUAAGCUGUAAGCAGGGUGAGCACAACAGCCUGGAGCUAAGCGAAUGCCCCGUCUUGAAUGUGCUAGUAGUAGCGUGUAAGCAGAGUAGCAUUUUUUAUACACGUGUACGUAUUACUAAUUAAUAUUGGUGUUUCUGUGUCAUCCGGCAAAACCCUGCAAGCUAUCUGUACUAUUUUGUGUAUUGCUUAAGUAAUUUAUUAACACCGCUUCCGAAACGCACAGAGAUCAUACAGAGCUUAUUAAACAAUCGAGGAAACGGAGCACGAUCUUUCUAUGCUUUAUGGUGAAGCGUACGCUUCCAUGCGCUUCCAUUCCGUGGGAGCAGGCAGUAUUUGUGGCUUCGCUUGUGUGUAAAUAGUCGCUUUUUAAGUAGAUCGCCCGUUCUGUUUGGUAAGAACGCAGCCGCAAGCUCACAGGAUGAGGAAAGCUAACGAGGACGCUUCUUAGAUUAGUAGCUCGAUUAAGCAGGCAAUCAAAACAAAUCCCCCCGCUUCGAACAGGGCUGGACCAGCUAGCCAGCGGAAGAAACAGAAAACUUGAAAACUUGUUAUGUUAGAAGCGUUCGCUGGAGGUGGAAGUUGAGGUGAAAACGAGAGAUGUAACGCUUUGUGAAGCCUUUGAUUUGUACCACUACGGAUGUAAAACGGAGCGGCAUGAACGUCUUGUAAAAACUGAAGGAACGAAAAGUUGUGCGGGCGUGCAGCGAAAUUAACUGAUAAUAAAAUGGAAAAUAAUCAAAACAAUCU
Anopheles stephensi (Asian malaria mosquito) is the source of this 5599-nucleotide messenger RNA. It is a transcript of the gene wg, whose product is annotated as protein Wnt-1. Gene Ontology annotation, biological process: canonical Wnt signaling pathway; cell fate commitment; multicellular organism development. Gene Ontology annotation, cellular component: extracellular region. Gene Ontology annotation, molecular function: cytokine activity; frizzled binding. The record is from RefSeq and is a predicted model, not a curated record. NCBI's taxonomy places the organism in Eukaryota, Metazoa, Arthropoda, Insecta, Diptera, Culicidae. Bases 979 to 2268 code for a protein of 429 amino acids. The transcript has 5 exons.